UCGCGAGCACGUGAACAUAGCCCGAGACGCACCUGUGAGAGGGUUUAUUGAAUGCGGUCCAGCGGGUCCUUUUUAAUUACUAUUUUUCAUUUUUAUUGCUUUUCUUCUUUGAAGCCUUCAAUUCAGGAAACGGAUUUCUUAUUGAACACUUGAGCGCCGGAAUUACAGCUGAACUUGUGAAGGCUUUAAAAGAUGGAAUUAAACAAUAUAAAGUCUUCAGUUUCUCUCAUGUAUGAUGGCUUCAUCCGGAAUGCAGACUCUCGUACAGAAAACUGGUUGCUCAUGUCAUCCCCCGCUCAGCAGAGCAUCAUCAUAUUGGCGUACAUCUUUUUUGUUAUGUCGCUUGGCCCUCGCAUCAUGGAGAAUCGCAAAGCCUUUGACCUGAAAGGAGUCUUGGUGGUGUACAACUUUGGUGUGGUGGCACUGUCACUCUACAUGAGCUAUGAGUUUGUCAUGUCAGGCUGGGGAACGGGAUACUCCUUUCACUGUGACAUAGUGGACUACUCGGAGUCGCCGCAAGCUAUGAGGAUGGCGGCAACAUGCUGGCUUUACUACUUCUCAAAGUUCAUUGAAAUGCUGGACACAGUGUUCUUUGUGUUGAGGAAGAAAAACAAGCAAGUGACAUUUCUUCAUGUUUAUCAUCAUUCCAUCAUGCCGUUUACCUGGUGGUUUGGUGUGCGCUUUGCCGCAGGGGGUAUGGGGACUUUUCAUGCCAUGCUCAAUUGCAUUGUCCAUGUCAUCAUGUACACCUACUACGGCCUGACUGCUUUGGGUCCCAAAUACCAGAAGUACCUGUGGUGGAAGAAGUACCUCACCACCAUUCAGCUGAUCCAGUUUGUGAUUGUGACCACGCACAUCUCACAGUACUUCUUCCUGCACGACUGCCCCUACCAGUUCCCAGUCUUCAUCUACAUCAUUGGCCUGUAUGGCCUCAUCUUUCUCUUCCUCUUCCUCAACUUCUGGUACCACGCCUAUACCAAAGGCAAGCGGCUGCCGAAGGUGCUGCAGGCCCAGAUGUGGGCCCACCACAGCAACGGUGUCAUGAAUGGCCAUGCAAACCACCACAAAGAUGACUAGUUGGUGGCUCAGAAUGGGGCCAUUUUGCAGUGGACUGAGAUUUGCUCAGUUGGUGUUUUCUACUUGCAUAAAAGACUUUAAAUUAUGACCAAAGUUAUAUUUAAACCCUGACAAAGGGAUUUGGUUUUGUAUUUUAAUAUACAUGUUGCUAAUGUCACAGGAAAGUGUCCUCUAUGCAAACUUUAAUGUAGGGCUUCACCGAUGGCAUGACUGACUCCAUGACCUUGAUCUGCGUUCGCUCUCCAAAAAGAUUCCCCCACCCCCUUUUCUUGGGUUGUACACUACAAAAUCAGGGCUGUUAAUUUCACAAUGGCUUCAUAACUGCAAGACAAAAGUUAAAUGUCACAUGAAUGCAAAACAGGGUUGGGGGGUUAGAUGCCUUUUCCCACCUAUGGCUGGAGUCACAGAUCCCGAUGGUGCCGGUUUCAGUGAAAUGUUCUAAACCAUGACCAAUGAUCCCUGGGAAGUUGCCAGGGGGAUGUUCUUCUGGAGCACAAGGGCAUUGUUUAGAAAAAACAAAAAUGGGGGGGGGGGGGGUCUUUGGAUCAGUGACUGGAGCAUCUGUCUAGGGUUAUGAUCUUGUCUUCAAAGUGAAUGCAACAGUGCUCCUGUGACUGAUGGAGGAUACGACCUGGAGCCUGCUAAUAGUGUGGAUUAGAGCUUUACCGGUCGAAUGAUGCAGUUCCUGUUUACAUCUAAUGUCCCGUUCUCAGUCACUUGUUAACAGUUUAAGAAUUAUGUGACAGUUGUUUAUAUUUUAUAUGUAUUUAUAAUAAAUGUUUGCUGUACUUAG
This is a messenger RNA of Corythoichthys intestinalis (scribbled pipefish), 1870 nucleotides long. RefSeq names its product ELOVL fatty acid elongase 7a (gene elovl7a). NCBI's taxonomy places the organism in Eukaryota, Metazoa, Chordata, Actinopteri, Syngnathiformes, Syngnathidae. Gene Ontology annotation, cellular component: endoplasmic reticulum; endoplasmic reticulum membrane. The record is from RefSeq and is a predicted model, not a curated record. Gene Ontology annotation, molecular function: fatty acid elongase activity. Gene Ontology annotation, biological process: very long-chain fatty acid biosynthetic process; sphingolipid biosynthetic process; fatty acid elongation, polyunsaturated fatty acid. Bases 193 to 1077 code for a protein of 294 amino acids. The transcript is spliced from 8 exons.